Messenger RNA from Rhinocladiella mackenziei CBS 650.93, 1743 nucleotides. RefSeq lists its product as uncharacterized. NCBI's taxonomy places the organism in Eukaryota, Fungi, Ascomycota, Eurotiomycetes, Chaetothyriales, Herpotrichiellaceae. Bases 1 to 1743 code for a protein of 580 amino acids. The transcript has 5 exons. The record is from RefSeq and is a predicted model, not a curated record.
AUGUCUGUCGAAGCUCCUAAACCCGUCGAGGAGACCCCGGUCGUCGAUGCCACCAAGGCUGCGCCAGAACAGCCCGAGGCUUCCACUGCCCCAGCCGAGACCUCUGACGCCCCAGCUGAGACUACAGAUGCUGCCCCUACUACUACUGCUGCUGCUGCUGAAGAGCCCGCUGCGGCGGCCGCUGAGGAUUCAAAAAAGGAUGAAGCUGUUGAGGCUGUCCCUGCCUCUGAAGGUGUCUUGGCAUACAAGGAGCCAACUCUCUUCAAGAAAUUCUUCUUCACCAAACACUUCUUCUGGUUCUCCGAGGAGCCUUCAACAGCCGAGUCUUUGACAACGUACGCGCGCUCUGACCGGGCUGUGCACGCAUCUGCUGCAUGGGCUCGUGAGACCGGAAAGGGCUUGCUCUUCUUUGCCAAGCGUGCUGAGGACAAGGCCACGCCCGUCGGUGUCAUCAGCCUUGCCGACGCUUCAGCCGUCACCAAGGAAGGUCACAACCAAUUCUCCUUCAAGGCCGGUACUCAUCAACACCGCUUCGAGGUUGGCAAGCCCGAGGAACGUGACAGCUGGAUUGUUGCCAUUGAGAAGGCCAUCAAAGAGGCUAAGGAACUGAAGGACGAAAUCACUGGACGUGAGAGCUACAAGAAGAACGUUGAGGAGUACGCGAAACCUCCCGUUUUUGCCGCUGCUGCAGCUCCGGUGAAGACUCCCCACCCCAAACCCAAGGAACCAAAGAAGUCUACCGAUGCAAGCGCUGCCACGGCCGAAGCUACGACUCCAGCUGCUGAGAAUGGCGACGUUGAGUCUGGCGAAGCUGAUGAAGCUACCAAGGCCAAGAAGGAACGCUCUCAAUCGCGUAAGCGCGGCAGCAUUUUCGGUGCUCUGCGCGUCAAGAAGGAGGAGCAUGCCGAGAAGAAAGAAGAGAGCAAGGCUGAGGCCGAGGGAAAGAAAGAGGAAGCUAAGCCGACCGAAGAAGCUGGCGCCGCUACUGAAGCAGCUGAAACUUCCGCUGCUGGCCCAGCCGCCGCGUCUGACAAGAAAGAGGAGAAAGAAGCUCCAUCGCCAACCGAAAAGAAGAACAAGCGUGGCUCUGUCUUCGGAAACCUCUUCAAGAAGGGUGUCACAAGCCCAACCGCUGAAAAGACUGAAAAGGAAGCCACUGCCACGAAGGAUGCUGAUGUCCCUCCUGUCUCUGAGAAUGCUCCCAAGAUUGAGGAGCCAAUCGAGAACAAGCCCAUUGACGCUGCGGCAGUCACCGCGCCCGCCAACUCUGCUGAAAAGCCCGCCGCUGAAGAACCUGCCGCCACCAGUGCCGAGGCCGCUGAGAAUGCCGCUGCUGAGCCUGCGGCUGAGACAUCUGCCACCACCACUACAGAGGAGCGUCCUGCUCGUGAUAACAAGCGCCGCACUUCCCUGUUUUUCAACAAGAAGAAGCCCGAGACCGGCGAAGGUGAAGACGGUGCUGCCGCUGAAUCCAAACGUGAAAAAUCUCCUAUUCCCGGAGGAAAAUUCAUCGGUCAGCUUGUACGUCGCGCUAGUAAAGCCGUCAAGUCUGAAAAGCCUGAAAAGCCUGAAGGUCCCAAGGAGAAGACGGCGGCCGAACCAGCCGCCACGGCAGCCGCCACCGCUGAGACCCCUGAAACGGUUCCCGAGGCCCCAGAAACCAAGACUACCGAUGCACCUGAAGAUGCACCCAAGGCUGAACCUGUGACCCCUGCUGCUCCUGAGGUCAAGGCCACCGCUUGA